Messenger RNA from Symbiodinium necroappetens, 2832 nucleotides. Lineage: Eukaryota; Dinophyceae; Suessiales; Symbiodiniaceae. The record is from the annotation of a GenBank genome assembly.
AUGGACGAAGAGAUACGAGAAGCACAGAUCAGCCGAUUCAAGUUUUUCGAAGUGUUGCACCGGUAUCACCACUACUUGGAAACCAUUCCAACCUCAUACCUUGCGCCAUUCAGUCAAGCUUGGACAAAUAACAUCUUGCGGCUGGUUGGGCAAAGCUUGGGUGAUCUUCCAGAGCCGAGCGAUCUGAUGGAUGAGAUGUGGCAGGAGGUUCUGCAGGAGUACCAUGGUGCACUAAGAAAAGUGGUUGCCGAACAUGCGCUGAGUGAGCAGCUUCGGCAAAGGACGGGAGUGCUGUUUGUGCCCAAUCCAGUUCCCUUGUGGGGCACACGGCCCUUCAUCGGCAUUGAGGGUACAGCCGGUGGCCUGCCUAAGAACUGGGAAAGUAUAGCAAAGGCCAUCGCGGCAACAGAUCUUCUCCCUUGUAGCCCUGCAUCGCUCCGGCUCCUAGAUCUCUGGUUUUGCAAGUACCACCACCUGCGCUUGGUGGAUUUGCCCGAGCCUGGGAGCCUCUUGGACUUGCAGUCCUUUUGUCGAGCCCAGGCUCAGAAGAUGCAGCAUGUUCGAGAGCGUUUGGAAACAGAGUGGCUUCUGGAAGCAAUGGAGAUCUUGGAGCACAGCCAGGACACUUUCCCUUGCACCUUGCUGAGCAUCCAGUUGCGGAGCGUGGUGGAUCAGAGCAUCGAUGCUUUCGUGAGCUUCUUCGACCGUUUUGGCUGCCGAGAGAAUGAGGCUUUCCUUUGGGUCGGGCUCGAAGCCGAUGGCCCGGAGAUCAAGUUUACAACUUCCUUAGAGGAGGUAGAGAUUUGCCUGCUGCAAGUCUUCAAGAACUUUGUGGUGAGUCUGAACGACCUAAGGCUCCCGGCACGCUACAAUGAGCAGAACUCUGUACAGCUUUGGAACGUUUCGCUUGAAGAGACUUAUGUACAGCAGGCAGGGGAGAGGGUUGCACUGACGAUGCGGAAGAAUCUGGCGGCCCUCAUUGAGGCACUGGCACCUUUUGAUGCUUUUAAGCAUCUUCUGGUCGAGGACGCGAGAAUCAAGAAGCUCUCGGAGGACUCCUUGACGCAGGAGCACGUCAUGAACGAGGUAAAGACUCUACGAGCAACUCAGGCGACUAUCCGCGCACACAGCCUCGAGGAGAUUUAUUUGCCAAUGGUGUCAAUCCAUUGCUCUGAGAUCAACGAGACACUGUGUUGUAAAGCGGAGGACGCCAUACAUAUCCUCAUGGAGGCCGUUUUGCGAAACCUUUUGUCAAGGAACGAGCAACUUUGCAAAAGUUUCGAGAUGGUCGUGAACCAAAUGGUAAAAAAGCCGACAAGCGAGAUGGAGCUAGUGGACCUGGAGAUGUAUGUGGAAGAAUUUCGAGCUUCUGGACUCUUUGAGCUCUUGAAGGAGUUCGAUAGUAUCCGCGAGUGGCUGUCCUUCCUCUUCCGCUGCGAAAACGAGCUACUCCUCACUCUGCUGCAAGAGCGGCACUUCCAGGUCAUUUAUGACUCAGCCAUCUGGGUAAGUUCCAUCAACGAGAGAGUUUGCGAACGUGAGGUCAACUUGAAGCGCGAGCGCGAGGCUCUCGAAAGCAAAUUCAAGGAGCAGCGGAACAAAUUCUUGGAGGACCUGGAAGGAUACAAUGCGCAAGUGGAGCAGUUCAAGGACUGUGGAAAUCUGCGGCAGGUCGACGAAUAUCUAGAGCGAAUUCAAGCAUUAAAAACAAACUUCAGCAAGGCCCAUAUUGAGGCUGAAAAGCUGAAUGCGAAGGAGAGGCGUUUUGGCUGGGAAGUACGGAGUCCCUUCGAGCAGCUGAAGCGUGGCGAACAAGCCCUUGAGCCUUACCACUCGCUCUGGACUCUGGCGUACAACAUGGAUCGCAGUAUGAGAGCUUGGCUCAAAGGCCCCCUUUUCAGUUUGGAUCCUGCAAAGGUUGAAGUCGAAGUUCGGGGAAUGAGAAAGGAGGCCGCGCGAAUGCGAGAGGUGUUUCUUGCUGGCGGUGGCCGUGUCUACCCUGAUGAGAUGGCCUUAAACAUUCAGUUGAAGACAGCUGAUGACGAGGAUCACAACGACCAGGUGCUUCCUAUGCCGGUGCAGGUGGCUCAGCAGCUUAGUUCGCAAGCUGCUGUCAUGCACGACAGUCACCUUAAGCUGCUCUAUUCAUUGUGCAACCGGUGCCUGCAAGCUCGUCACUGGGAGCAGAUUUCCAACAUCAUCGGCUUUCCGCUGGAACCGGACAACAGCUUCACGCUGACCAAGGCUAUUGAAAUGGAGCUUGGCGACUACACGGAGGAGCUGCAAGAGUUGAGCGAUGGCGCAACCAAGGAGCAUGCGAUAGAGCUCGGAAUGGACACCAUGGAGGAAGAAUGGCGAGGUCUUCGGUUUGAUCUUGAGCCCAGCAAUGGAACCUUCGUUGUCUCGAAGAGAUGCUUGGAGGAGCUGCAAGCUGUGGUGAAAGAUCAUCAGUCGCGAACCGGAGAGAUGUUGAGAUCAUCGCAUGUUCAGGCUCUCUUGCCAAGGCUACAGGAUUGGGAGGAGUGGCUAGGCCGCAUGUUCGGGAUUUUGGAGCGUUUGGUCGUGCUGCAGACUUUGUGGAAACACUUGGAGCCGUUCUUUACCGGCAGAGACAUCUACCGGCAGAUGCCGGCCGAGAUCCAAACAUUCCGCAGAGUGGACAAAUUCUGGCGGCAGUUGCUACAGGUCGUCUCACAGCAGUCACUGGCAGGAGAUAUCUCCCGGAUACCGACCUUGACAGAGCAGCUACAAGAUGCAUGUACCAAGCUUGAAAACAUCAAGCAAGGUUUGCAGGAAGAUGCCCCGUGGGCAUGCGCCCCCUCAGAAUCAUAG